This is a messenger RNA of Solea senegalensis (Senegalese sole), 1521 nucleotides long. Its product is annotated as dynein axonemal assembly factor 4-like. The coding region runs from base 96 to 1316 and encodes 406 amino acids. NCBI's taxonomy places the organism in Eukaryota, Metazoa, Chordata, Actinopteri, Pleuronectiformes, Soleidae. Gene Ontology annotation, molecular function: nuclear estrogen receptor binding. The record is from RefSeq and is a predicted model, not a curated record. The transcript has 9 exons. Gene Ontology annotation, biological process: cilium movement; outer dynein arm assembly; heart development.
GCCACGCGGCAGCAGCGGCAGAGUUUUCCAGUUCCCGUUCUGUUUUCGUUCAAUUUCAUUUUUUCGUCCGCGGUUAGCUUAGCUGUGUUGCUAACAUGCCUCUGUUCGUGACCGACUACACGUGGACGCAAACGGACACGACGGUGCGCGUGCACGUGCCGCUGAAAGGAGCCAAAGCAGCGAGGGUGGACGUGGUGUCCACAGAUCAGUACCUGAAGGUUCAUUUUCCUCCGUUCCUGUUCGAAGUGUUUCUCUUUGAAGCUGUCGACGACGGCAGGAGCUCAGUGAACAUCGGAAACGGAGUCGCCAUCUUUAGUUUGAUGAAGAAAACCGAGAAAACCUGGGACCAUCUGAUGUUGACGUCAUGUGAUAAAGAAGCAAAGCGCCAGAUGAGAGAGCGAGCUCUGCACAAACACCACGAGAAGCUCACAGCGCUGUCCAUGUCCAACAUGGAGACACAGAGAGCCCUGAAGACAUUUCUGCUGGAGACAAUGAUGAAGCUGGAACGUGAGGGCGCUGACAGAGUUCAGAAGAUGAAGGACACGGAGCGCGAGAAGACGAUGGCCGAGCUGGAGGCGUGGCAGCAAACACGCAAACAAACAGCAGGAGAAGAAGAAAACAACACCAACAACGACAAGGACCCGACAGAGAGGACAGGAAGUGGAAACAUGCAACCGGGUGAAACAGGAAGUGCAGCAGCAAAGUGCAAGAAAAAAGAGGCGGAGCUUCCAGCUCCAAGAUGGGCGGGACACAUUGGAGUGACGUUUACGCCUCGGGUUUUUCCAACAGCUCUACGAGAAUCACGAGUGCAGGAGGAAGAGGAAUGGCUGAGGAAACAGGCUGAGACUCGUCGUUCAUUCAGAACUCAACAGGAAGUGGAGGAUGUGAACGAGGAGCAGCAGAAUCCUGAUUGGCUGAAGGACAAAGGAGGUCGAUGUUUUGCAGCAGGAGAUUAUCUGAGCGCAGUCAAUGCCUACAGCACCGCCAUCAGGUUGAACCCAAGCAUGGCGGCGCUGUUCUCCAACAGAGCAGUGUGUCACCUGAAACUGAGGAACCUGCACAAGAGCAUCGAGGACUCCUCCCAGGCUCUUCACCUGAUGACUCCUCCUGUUCCUGCAAACGCAGCGUCUAGAGCCAAAGCUCAUGUUCGUCGAGGAGCAGCGUUCUGUGAGCUGCAGCUCUACGACCAAGGUCUACAGGAUUACGAGGCUGCUCUGAAGAUUCACCCUGAUAUUGAAGAUCUGCACAGAGACACACAGACCAUACGAGACAUGAUGGAAGGACAUGUCACACACACACACCAUAAAGUGAUGUGACAACAAAUCUAUCAUGUUUGUGUAGUACAUGUAUAGUAUGUGUGUGUGUACUCUACAGAUUUUAAAAACCGUGAACACUACAUAGUUGCUGAGGUGCAGAGCGCCCUCAUGUGGCCAACAGUGAAAUGUUUACUGUUGAUGAGAAAUGUUUGAAAAGUUUCUUUUUAAAGAAAAUUUAAAAUAAAUCAAUAAACAUUUUUGAAUG